CCGAUGCUAGAUAUGGGAUAUGGCCCUACUUGGGUUGUGGGCAUUGCAGGUAUCAUGUCCGGUGUGGUGAACUGUCUGAUACCUUCUGCAGCUUUAUAUAGCUUUUGGUUGUUCUUCGUACUGCGCAUUAUAAAUGGAUUCUGUGCGGGUGCGAUGUUACCAAGUAUGACGCAAGUGCUGCGGUAUUGGGUCCCUCCUACCGAACGUCACUAUUUCAUGUGGGCUUAUUGCGGAAUCACUACAGGCACAUGUUCGACGUUCCUUAUUUGUGCAGCAGUGCAGUAUUACUCCAAAUGGUCUGUCGGGUUUUUGGUUGGCGGGACCAUUCAGGUUCUAUGGGCGACGUUAUGGCUCGUGGUUGUCAACGACUCUCCGGAUAAACACUCGUUUGUAUCCAAAUAUGAGUUGGAUUACUUGAAAGAUACGAUUGGCUCCGUCACCACUAUACAUCGAACAAAUUCACAAGCACCAUGGAAGUUAAUUUUGAGAUCUGUACCGUUUUGGUGCGUGUGUAUUCUAAAUUUCGGAUUCGCUUGGCUGAUUAUUGCAGUAUGCUUACAUGGACCGCUGUAUUACAGUUCAGUUUUGAAAUACACCAUUUAUGAGGCAUCAGCACUUACUGCGCUGCCGUUUCUACUGCGUCUCAUAUUUGGCACAUUAAUAAUUCAAACCUACCAUUGGUACAAAAAUACGUCAAGACCGAAAAUGCUGCAAGAUUUGUGGAAAUAUGUCGUAGUUGUUUCUCACGUGGUGCCUGGCCUUCUUAUAUCGAUGGUGUGGGUGAUACCAGUAAACCCAGGCCCAACUAUGCUGACCAUAGCUGUCGUUCUUACUGCCGCAGCAAUGGAUAUCACUUUAGACUUGUGUUAUGAAUUGUCGCCAACGUAUGUUAACUCAAUGAAUACUUUAAUAAAAAUAAUUGGAAACUUGCCCGGAAUUGUGAUACCAUUGUGUGUUGGAGAGGUUACUAAUAAAUUGCAGAAAUCUCUACGAAUCUGGAAAUAUGUUUGGGCUUUUCAUGGAACUAUAUUAUUAUUAAGUGGAAUUAUAUUUUUGAUGUGGGGAGAUAUCACAAUUCAGGAAUGGAAUAACAUAAGACACAGACCCAAUCGACUGAGGAAAGCCACAGUAAGACCAUCAGUAAUGUCAAACAUAACAGAAAUUGAUGAGGAUGAAUCUUCAAAUCGAGUAUCGUUUACGCCAAAGAAAUCUAAAUUAGUGAUGAUAUCUACAAGGUGAUCUUAGCGAUAUCGAGAACUCAAGAAAAUGUUGUAAAAGUACAAGAAUACGAAUGUAAAUAAAUAUUUUGACUAAAAA
Messenger RNA from Leptidea sinapis, 1317 nucleotides. Its product is annotated as vesicular glutamate transporter 1-like. The transcript is spliced from 11 exons. Gene Ontology annotation, biological process: transmembrane transport; monoatomic anion transport. Gene Ontology annotation, cellular component: plasma membrane. Lineage: Eukaryota; Metazoa; Arthropoda; Insecta; Lepidoptera; Pieridae. The record is from RefSeq and is a predicted model, not a curated record. Gene Ontology annotation, molecular function: transmembrane transporter activity. Bases 4 to 1239 code for a protein of 411 amino acids.